Messenger RNA from Pseudoliparis swirei, 866 nucleotides. It is a transcript of the gene atg10, whose product is annotated as ATG10 autophagy related 10 homolog (S. cerevisiae). Gene Ontology annotation, biological process: protein lipidation; macroautophagy; protein modification by small protein conjugation. Gene Ontology annotation, molecular function: Atg12 transferase activity. The record is from RefSeq and is a predicted model, not a curated record. Gene Ontology annotation, cellular component: intracellular anatomical structure. The transcript is spliced from 6 exons. Lineage: Eukaryota; Metazoa; Chordata; Actinopteri; Perciformes; Liparidae. The coding region runs from base 16 to 741 and encodes 241 amino acids.
AAGAAGAGCGUGGUCAUGUGGCUCCUCCCCCUUUCACAGAUGACCGUAAGGCUCCUCCCCCUUUCACAGAUGAGCUGCAGCGGGCUGGAGGAGGACGACUUCCGCCGCUGCUGUCGGCUCCUCCUGCAGCGGUCAGAGCAGCUGAGGGACGGCUGGAGCUGGGAGGGGGUCCAGGGUUCGGAGGAGGGCUACCUGAGGAAGACCGCUCUCAGGAGCGGAUCCGGUUCAGACUCGGUGCCACCGGCUUCCAGUCAUUCCCGGGAGGAGGAGGAGGAGGAGGAGGAGUCAGGUCUCGGCGCCAGCGGUGACAUCGCUGAGGAUGAGGAGGAUGAUGAAGAUGACGGAGUCUGCGUGGCGUCUGGAGGCAGCAGCCAGGUGCUUCAGUACGAGUAUCACAUCCUGCACUCCUGCAGCUACGCCACACCUGUGCUCUACUUCAGAGCCUCCACUCAGGGGGGGAGGAGCCUAUCACUGGAGGAGGUGUGGAGCUCCGUCCACCCCAACUUCAGGCUCCGCCUUCAGAGCAGCCCCCUGAACACCAUCACUCUGCAGGAGCAUCCUCUGCUGGGUCAGCCCUUCUUCAUGCUCCACCCCUGCCGGACGGAGGAGUUCAUGAGGCCCGUGCUGCAGGCGGCUCGGGAGCAACGCCGGCCGGUGAACUACGUGCUGUCGUGGCUCAGCGCUGUGGGUCCGGUGGUGGGUCUGGACGUCCCUCUGGAGUACUGCACCGAGCCGGGCUGAGGCCAGAGGAGCCUGAACGCACCGGGCUGAGGCCGGAGGAGCCUGAACGCACCGCCGGCAUGUGAGGCGACAUGUUUAUACGGUGCAUUCUGUUUAUUGCCAUUUAAUUAAAAUACACAACAUCA